CCGUUCGGACUCUGGUGCUUCAGUCCCCCGCGCCAGCCGCGCGAUGGGCUCGGAGGCAGCUCAGCUGCUGGAGGCUGCUGACUUCGCCGCUCACAAACACCGACAGCAGCGACGGAAAGAUCCUGAAGAGACUCCCUACAUCAAUCACCCCAUCGGUGUAGCCCGCAUCCUAACCCAUGAGGCUGGAAUCACCGAUAUUGUGGUGUUACAGGCCGCCCUGCUCCAUGACACAGUAGAAGACACAGAUACUACCCUGGAUGAGGUAGAGCUGCACUUUGGAGCACAGGUUCGACGCUUGGUGGAGGAGGUGACAGAUGACAAGACUCUGCCCAAACUGGAACGAAAGCGACAGCAGGUGGAGCAGGCACCCCACAGCAGCCCGGGGGCCAAGCUGGUGAGGCUGGCAGACAAGCUAUACAAUCUGAGGGACCUGAAUCGCUGCACCCCUAGAGGAUGGUCAGAACAUCGAGUCCAGGAGUACUUCGAGUGGGCAGCACAGGUGGUUAAAGGGCUUCAGGGAACGAACCAGCGACUGGAAGAGGCGCUCAAACAGCUGUUUGAGGAGCGGGGGCUGACUCUCUGAGCGUCCUCCGUGCAGUCCUGUGGCGCGGCUCCAGCAGGGCCCGGGAAAGAUGGGCUUCCUAGCGCAGCAUUUCCGAGCCUCCUCACUCUCACAUUCCCUCAUUCAACCCCGACAUCACAGGCUAAAAACGUCUGCGUUGUUUCCCUCAGCUGAGCUCCAAAUAGGGAAAGCAGAUUUGCCCAUCCAUCCGUGCACUAACAGCCUUUCCUUAAGUCUUGGGUCUGUUUGCUGUUUUGUAUGGUGGGACCUCUGGCCCCUCGGGGACCUAAGAUUGGAUAAGUGUUGGUUUAUAAGUCGUGGAAAAUAAAGCACAUAGGGGAAAGGCUUAAACUGCUCUUCUCCCUUCCCUGGUCUCCCGAA
Messenger RNA from Apodemus sylvaticus (European woodmouse), 943 nucleotides. It is a transcript of the gene Hddc3, whose product is annotated as HD domain containing 3. Lineage: Eukaryota; Metazoa; Chordata; Mammalia; Rodentia; Muridae. The transcript is spliced from 4 exons. Gene Ontology annotation, molecular function: guanosine-3',5'-bis(diphosphate) 3'-diphosphatase activity. The record is from RefSeq and is a predicted model, not a curated record. The coding region runs from base 44 to 583 and encodes 179 amino acids.